AUGGAGGCUCUUGUUGUGUAUGUUUUUGUGGCCUUUAUGCUGUGUGGUUGUGCUUUUGGAAGAGAAUGCACAAACACUCCGACUCAAUCGCACACGUUGCGAUAUGAGUUAGGGAUAUCAAAGAAUGAGACAUGGAAGACAGAAAUGUUGUCUCAGUUGUCUCAGUAUCAUGUAACACCAACUGAUGAUUCAGCUUGGGUGGAUUUGUUACCAAGGAAGUUCUUAUCAGAAGAACAUCAACGCGGUUGGAGUGUUAUGUAUAGGAAAAUUAAGAAUCCUGGUGUGUUUAAGCUACCUGUUGGAUUUCUCAAAGAAGUUCCUCUUGAGGAUGUGAGGUUACUGGAUGGUUCAGUUCAUGCUGAUGCACAGCAGACUAAUCUGGAGUAUUUGUUGAUGUUGGAUGUUGAUAGUUUGAUUUGGAGCUUCAGGAAGACGGCGGGAUUACCGACUCCGGGUAAACCUUAUGGUGGAUGGGAGACUCCUGAUCAGGAACUCAGAGGACAUUUUGUUGGGCAUUACUUGAGUGCAUCGGCUCUAAUGUGGGCGAGCACAAAGAACGAUAGUCUGAAGGAGAAAAUGUCGGCCCUUGUUACCGGUCUAUCCGCUUGUCAGGAGAAAAUUGGAACAGGAUAUCUAUCUGCAUUUCCAGAUGAGUAUUUUGAUCGAUUCGAAGCUAUUCAACCUGUUUGGGCUCCCUAUUACACCAUUCACAAGAUCAUGGACGGAUUGUUGGAUCAACAUGUUAAAGGUGGAAACCCUCAAGCUCUAAAAAUGUUGACAUGGAUGGUCGAUUACUUUUACAACCGAGUCAUGAAUGUAAUAGCAAAGUACACUGUACAUAGACACUAUGAUUCCCUAAAUGAGGAAACUGGAGGAAUGAAUGAUGUCCUGUACAAAUUAUAUAGCGUAACGCGGGAUUCAAAGCAUUUAUUGUUGGCACACCUUUUCGACAAGCCAUGCUUUUUAGGGUUGCUUGCAGUAGAGGCAAAUGACAUAGCUGGAUUUCAUUCUAAUACGCAUAUCCCAAUUGUUGUUGGAGCUCAAAUGCGGUACGAAGUCACGGGUGAUCCAAUUUUUAAGGAUAUUGGGUCAUUCUUUAUGAGCAUUGUAAACUCUUCACACAGCUAUGCAACUGGAGGGACAUCAGUCAGUGAGUUCUGGAGUGAUCCAAAAAGAAUGGCAAAUGCCCUGACAACAGAGAGUGAAGAAUCGUGCACAACUUAUAAUAUGUUGAAGGUUUCGCGCCACCUGUUCAAAUGGACCAAAGAAGUCUCUUAUGCAGAUUAUUAUGAGCGCGCCUUAACAAAUGGUGUGCUCGGUGUUCAAAGAGGAACAGAUCCCGGGGUGAUGAUUUAUAUGCUUCCUCUAGGUCGUGGGCAAUCCAAAGCUAAAUCUUAUCAUGGUUGGGGAACACCAUUUAAUUCUUUCUGGUGCUGCUACGGAACAGGAAUUGAAUCAUUCUCAAAGCUGGGAGAUUCUAUUUAUUUUGAAGAGGAGGGGAAUAAUCCUAGUCUAUACAUCAUUCAGUACAUUUCAAGUUCAUUUAAUUGGAAAUCUGGGAAAGUUUUGCUCACACAGACAGUUGUUCCGGCUGCUUCGUCAGACCCUUACCUACGAGUCUCUUUUACCUUCUCUCCUAAUGAGAAAAAUGGGACUUCGUCAACAUUGAAUUUUCGUCUACCAUCUUGGACUCUUGCCAAUGGUGCCAAGGCGAUAUUGAAUACUGAAACUUUAUUUUUGCCAGCUCCAGGGAAGUUUUUGUCAAUCACACGACAAUGGAGUUCCGAUGACAAGUUGACCCUUGAGUUGCCUCUCAUCGUCCGAACAGAAGCCAUAAAAGAUGAAAGACCUGAAUUCGCAUCUCUUCAAGCAAUUCUUUAUGGACCAUACCUUCUUGCUGGUCAUACCUAUAAAAAUUGGGACAUUAAAGUUGGUGCUAAGACAUCUGUUGCAGACUUGAUUACUCCAAUUCCUUCCAGUUACAACAACCAACUAGUUUCUUUGUCACAAGACUUUAAAAAUUUAACUCUUGUUAUGACAAACUCAAACCAAUCACUCACAAUGCAAAACUUACCUGCACCUGGAACUGAUAUCGCUCUUCACGCUACCUUUAGACUUGUCCAAAAAGAUUCUAUUAGUAAAUCGGUGGUUUUAGAACCAAUUGAUCUACCUGGAAAUACUGUAAGUCACCAAGGACCAGACCAACCUCUUAUCGUUGUAGAAUCCUCCCUCGGCGGGCCUUCUUCGGAUUUUCUAGUCGUGCCAGGAUUGGACGGACGAAAUCAAACUGUAUCAUUAGAAUCAAAAAGCAAUAAAGACUGUUAUGUGCAUAGCGAUAUGAGCGCUGGUUCAGAACUUAAGCUCAAGUGCAAGUCUGAUUCUGAAGCUAGUUUAAACCAAGCAACAAGUUUUGUUUUUGGGAAAGGAUUAAAGCAAUACCAUCCUAUUAGCUUUUUGGCUAAAGGUACAUACCAGGAUUUUCUUUUAGAGCCAUUAUUCAGCUUCAGGGAUGAGCAUUAUACAGUUUAUUUCAACAUUCAAGGUCAAGGUCAAGGUCAUGCAAGUUGGAAUUCUAAGUAA
Molecule: messenger RNA, 2580 nt
Organism: Lathyrus sativus (Indian pea)
Lineage: Eukaryota; Viridiplantae; Streptophyta; Magnoliopsida; Fabales; Fabaceae
Source: the annotation of a GenBank genome assembly